GUUGUCCGUUUCGCAUAGACUGCCCCUAUAGUCAAGCAAUGGAAUCGCAGUAGUUAUAAGAAACAAAUGACAUGUUAUUUAAAGUGCAUGUUCAUAUUCAAUUGAUAUCUUUAUGUAAAUUAAAUAAAUGUCAAAAAGAAGUUUAAAGGUUUACGAUAUGGAGAAGAUUUCCAAUUAUCAAAAAGUAAUGAUGAUUCGAUUCAUGAAAAAUAAUCAGGAUCUUUUUAAUUCUAAAUGUAGUAAAGCUAUCCACAAGAAGAAGUGGCAAAUUCUCAGUACGCUUUUAAACUUGGAAAGAAAUGGUGUUCAAAAUAAACUUGAAGAAUGGGAAAAGAUAUGGAUGGAUUGGAAUAAAGAUGUGAAGACCAAGAUUCGAAAUGAGAAAAAAAAUCAAACUCAAACUGGAGGUGGAUCACCAAUUCCAGUUGAGUUUGAUUUCCUAGAUGAUCAACUUCGAUCUUUGGUCUUAAAGGUUGAUUUAACUUUACCACCCCAAGAAAAAUGGGAAGUAGAUGCUCUUAAGAAUUUUAACCUUCAAUCCGCAGCAGAAGAAAUGCCUCAAAUAAGCACGAGAAGCAACAAAAAAAAUAAAUCAACUACAACGAAAGAGAACUCGAAAAAGGAUGCUUCUGAAGAUGUGAUUUUGGUUUCUGAGUCAGACGAAGAAGAAUCAUCCUCCAGCAAAGUGCAGUGUUCCGACAAAAAGGCUUCUCUUGGAAAAAAUCUACCAAUCAAUAAAUUAAGAAGUAUCAUGUUACGAAGAAGAAGCCAUCUCAAUGCGUAUCAAGAACUAAAAAUAAAAAAGUUAAACGAUAUAAUUAAAUUAAAGGAAUCGAAGCUUAAAAUUGAAGAGCGGAAAAAUGUGAUUCUUGGUAAUAUUUCAGAGUGUCUGAAGGAGUUAACGGAAGAAAUGCGGCGAGGCCAAUAA
Leptopilina heterotoma is the source of this 928-nucleotide messenger RNA. RefSeq lists its product as uncharacterized. The record is from RefSeq and is a predicted model, not a curated record. Lineage: Eukaryota; Metazoa; Arthropoda; Insecta; Hymenoptera; Figitidae. The transcript is spliced from 5 exons. The coding region runs from base 128 to 928 and encodes 266 amino acids.